Messenger RNA from Siniperca chuatsi (mandarin fish), 4464 nucleotides. RefSeq names its product leucine zipper, putative tumor suppressor 1 (gene lzts1). Bases 357 to 2318 code for a protein of 653 amino acids. The record is from RefSeq and is a predicted model, not a curated record. Gene Ontology annotation, cellular component: dendritic spine. NCBI's taxonomy places the organism in Eukaryota, Metazoa, Chordata, Actinopteri, Centrarchiformes, Sinipercidae. The transcript is spliced from 9 exons. Gene Ontology annotation, biological process: regulation of dendrite morphogenesis; regulation of synaptic plasticity.
ACAGUGCUUAGUGUAUGGGAGAUGGGACGGACUGAUUGCACCAUACCAGGUGUUGAAGAAGGGUGAGAGGGGGACCUAGAGAGAACAGCAACAAAAGUAGACAUCUCCUUCUCUCCACACCAGCAGUGCUAGCUAGUAUCCAGCUGGAAGUGGUUUGUCCACAGUGAUUCAAACAGCUUUGGGAGACAGAGCAGCAGCGGCAGUGACUGUGACUGUGGGGGCAAGCAGACUAUAAUGGAGAUGAAGCCGCUGAUAGUGCAUCUCUGGGGUCAUGAGUUGUGUUUUUCCUUCAGUUCUGUGUAACUUGACCACCUGGACUUCAACCCCACCCUCCCCUCACCUAUGCCUGCAGGACCAUGGGUAGUGUCAGCAGCCUCGUCAACGGCAACAGCCUCAACAGCAAACACUGCAAGGCAUCUGACUAUAGGUUAAAAAAGCGAACAAACCAUCAUAGAAAGAGUGGAGGUUGCAGCCUUGACGAGUUACUUAGGUGCGGAUUCACUCAGGGCUCCUCAUCCACCACUCAUCCCUCUAAAGGCCUGUCCCACUACCGGUCGGGACGAAGUGAAGAUUUUUUUUACAUCAAGGUGAGUCAUAAACCGAGGUCAGUGUACCACAGAGGAGGAUCAAUGGAAGAUCAUGCAGGUGAAAAGAACGGAGAUGAUGACUCAGAUGGGCGACUGCAACCAAAACUGCUGCUCAUGUCAAGAAAAAUGACUGAGAGGACCUCUGCUGAGAAGUCACUGGUCCGUUCCACUGCCUUCAAGCCUGAGAUUCCCAGGAGUACGUCCUCCACAGAGACAGGCCACAACAUCCUGGACCAAAUCCUUUGUCCUCUGGAGAAAGCAAGGAAUCCAGACAUUAGACACAAGCAAGACACCUCAGGGACUCUCUCCGACUCUGGACGCAACUCUAUGUCUAGCCUGCCCACCCACAGCACCAGCGGCAGCCUAAGUGCUUCUACAGGCCCUGUCAGUCAAAGUGAUGGCAGCUCAGCUCCCGCAAACAGCCUCAGCAAGGGAGUACAACCCAAUUUCCCUCCAUGGGUCAACGGGAAUAGCGCUAACCUUGACUGUAGCUACAGGGCUGGUUUAAACAGUGGGGGAUUGAUAUCUCAGGCUAAUGGUUCCCCGCUUUCUGCAGAUGAGCCAAGCCCUCUCUCUGAAACUGCAGGUGGGAUUCGGUCCCCUAUUACUACAGAUGAGUCACUAAUUGAACGUUUGGAACAAAGGCUGUUGGAGAGAGAGACUGAACUGCAGGAGCUACAGGUGAGUUUUGAGGAGAAGGAAACAGACACCUGCCAGCUGUUUGAAGAAAGACAAAGGUACUGUACUGAGGAGAUGGAGGGACUGAAGCAGCGAUGCUCCACAAAGCUACGACAAGUGUCCCAAAUGGCUGCAAAAACCCAGCAAGCACUCCAGCUGCAGGUCAGCCAGCUCCAGGCAGAGAAGGAGAGGCUUCAGGAGGAUGUCUCAAAGCUAACCCGAGAGAAGGAUCUUGUUGAGCUCAGACUAAGAUCUUAUCAGAGAGAGAGUACACAGCUCGCUCCGACACUCGAGGAAAGUCAAUGGGAGGUGUGCCAGAAGACAGGGGAGAUCUCAUUGUUGAAGCAGCAACUGAGAGACUGCCAGGUGGACGUCAGCCACAAGCUAAACGAGAUAGUCAGCCUCAGGGUGUCACUGAAGGAAAACACAGCAAAGAUGGAGAUGCUCGAGAAACAGAAUAAAGACCAUGAGGGCCAACUCCACUCUCGCACCAUAGAGAUUGAGGUGUGCCAAAAUGAACUCCAGCGCAAGAAGAAUGAGGCUGCUUUGCUGAGAGAGAAAGUGGGCAACCUGGAGACAGACAUUCAGGGAAUGAAACAGGAUCUGGCCAUGGCCAAAGAGCAGAGGCUGCAGCACAGUUUGCAACUCGAGGCCCAUGCCCAGACGAAGGUCUUGGAAAGACUAAUCCAAGGCUCAGACUCCCCCGCCCAGGGCCAGGGGGAGGAGAACAGUGGACACAUCUCCACAGAAUCACUCCAGAGGGAGGUGGAGAGACUGAAGUGGCAGCUCACGGAAGAGAAGGAUGCACACGAGAGGCUGGCCAACGGCUUUGAGCAGGAGAGGCAAACGUGGAACAAGGAGAAAAGCAGGGUCAUCAAAUACCAGAAGCAGCUCCAGAUCAACUACCUGCAGAUGCACAAGAAGAACCAGGACCUGGAGCGGAUCUUGAAGGAGCUGACAGCUGAACUGGAGAGCCGGACAGAGCUAGGCAUGGACAUCAACUACAGCUCAGGGUUACAAACAUAUGACGACGUUAUUGCCACAGAGAUUUGAUGGGAAGCACUCGUGCAUUCAGUAAAAGUGAACUGACUGUUUUUUCACCACAGAUAUUUAUGAUAUUAUAACACCUCGAGAUCAUUCACUGCUAAUUAGUGUUUUACAAGGGUUAUUUAAUAGAAUGUGCAUAAUCUAGUGUAUUUUGUGUCCAGGUCACAAAAAACAAUAAAAUUAAAAAUAGCUUUUUGUGAUGACACUAUUAGUAGUAAGUUAUUUAAUGUUCAUGAGAACAUUUUUAUUUUUUUACCAUGCUGUCAAACAGGAGCAUUCAUUGUUCAAAUCAUGCACAAUUUUGUAUUUUAAACACCAUUUAUUAGUUGUUCCAGCAUGGAAAAUGGCAGUAAUAUAUCAUCCAUUGUGAGUUCCUAAACCACUUUGCCUUGUGUAUCUACAUGGGUGUAUGCUCCCACACUGUCCAUUCUUAAGGGGCUUGUGCAUGGAAAAUAGUUUUAAACCAUUUCAAAACAAUACACAGGGCUUAUGAUGUGAGUAUUUGUUAUAUCCACACCAAUGUCAAAAAGUGUUCAAAAUACACGUUAAAAUCAUGUUAAGCUGUCGUGCAUUUUCAUCCCUAAAUUCAAUUUAACAGUGGAAAUUUAAGUCAAUAUGCAGGUGCCAUAUAAAGUCCUAAUAUCACUCAUACAAUAACCAUCACUCCACUGGUUCAUUGCAGUUCAGGCCGACUGUGUUGAUGAGAUCUUACAGUUGCAAUCUAAUCGUCUAAUUUAAUUUUCUAUGUCUCCAUCUACAAACUCGAGCAGAGAUUAUGGACACUUAGGACCUGGGCACAUUGCCACUGUUUGAGUGUGCAUGAAACCAGGACUUUGUUAAAGCAAACCUUGGGCCUGAACCAUGCAUGGAACGUUUAUUAUACUACCAAUAUGUCAUGUUAAUUCCUGAUACAGAAAUGCACAUAAUACAGUGUAAACUAGAGAACACCUCUGACAGAUACCAAGGGCAAAUGCAAAUUUUGGAAUUCACUUUGUUCUGAGUGUGUUUAGAGAGAGAGAGAUUAAAGGGGGCUAGGUAUAAUACAAUAAAAGCAAAUAUUUUAAGAGAAAAACAAAGGAAAAGAGGGGUGAUGUCCCAGUAAUCUCUAUCUCUCUCCCUAAAUUGUUCACCUAACUUUGUGAGUUAGCUGGCACUGUUCCACUUGGAGACAAACAAGCAGCCUAGCAAACCUAGCAGCAGCCCCAGCCAUUUGGCUCUGCUAUUUUGGAGCUAUUCCACUUCCCACAAGGACAAAGUAGUUUGUGAAGCAAAAGUUUUAACUACUCGACCCACUCAGUACGCAGGGGCUCACAUCGGCUGUCAGGCAGAAAUAUAUGCACACACUGUGCUAGUCAAGAAAGUGUGGCAAUCUCUGUAAUGAGGCUGCUUGAGAUUACUCAGCUACUCACCAUUACAUUACAUUACCACAGCAGGUCAGGAGAGAUUUGGAGGAAGACAGACUAAGUGGAACACUAAGGUCAGGUGCUGUAACCAGUGGCACUCAAACUCAAGUAACCGAUAAGUGCUUUACAGCCCUUACUCUGUGCCUUAGCACAGAAAAGUGGUCAAAUAGGGAGGAAGCAAAAGGACUGUUGAUACUGCAGCUGUGGUACUGGUGAAUUCAACAUACAAAAUCAAACGUAGAGCAACUUGCACACCCUGGGGAAAAAAGUCUCAGUGAAACAGGCUGUAUGUGGAGAUAGAUUUGGAAACAAGCUAGGGUGCAAACACAGGUGAUUUUAAAAUCAGCAAAUGUUUGUCAUUUGUGCAUCAGUGCUCAUUCUAAAACCUUUGCCAGUUUACUUUGCUGUCUUCUGAAAUUCUGUUUACCUAAAAAAGUGAAUUUUACAUCUAUAUCAGCAACCAGACUUGUUUACUGAGACUCUUUUUGAGCCAGCAAAAUUAUCUGUGUUCAAACAUCAGCAAACAUAUUAUUGGACUAAUCUGCAUUGUGUUUGCUUUUAAUGAUUACUAAAACUGUCCUUUAAUGCACUUCACAUUGAAAGGUAUAUGGGUGAAUAGUUUUGAUUAAGUACACCACAAUGUAUAAUAAAAAGUUUGUUAUUACUGUUUAUUACAGAACUUCAAAAGCAAAUGCUGGAUUUAGAAAUAAAUAUGAAUGCUGUUGAUAUAUUCAAAGCUGUCAACUGCA